AGAGAGAGAGAGAGAGGAAAAUGGGUGGACGGAAAGUCCCCGUGUGGAAAUCCCCUUGACUUGGACUUUUUCCUUUUUUGAAAAACUAUCGUUAGCGGACGCGUGUGCUCUGUUGAAAGGCUCCGCCAAAGCUGCGAGGGCUCCAAAAUAGAUCUGAUACUGACGGAAAGAGAAGCUUGAAUGGCGCCGAGGACCGCUGCGGUGAGGCUGAGUGAAGUGGCUGAGGAGGACUAGCCUGAGCAUCCGGGAGGCUUUGUUAUUACCCCCCUCCCCUCCUCCUCCGACAUAUUACACAGCCCCGGCCAGCCUCGAACCGCAGCGUCCGGCAGCUGUGCGUCCACGUUUCCACGUUGUUUGGUCAUCGGCGGUUGGUGCCUCCUCCUCUCCUCCUCCUCGCUCCUCUUCCUCCCCUCCGUCCACCCGUCCGUCCACCAUGUCGCAGGGUCAGAACUUCCUCCCCAAAUUCCUGUUUGUGUCCAACCUGCUGAAGGCGGUGAAGAUCCGUCAGCGAGUGCCCAAUGACGUGGUGAAGCCGGCGACCAGCGGCGGCCUCAUGCACCACCUGCGGGGGAUGCACCGCUACACGCUGGAGAUGAUCGCCAUGAACCACUUCCCCCAGGCCUUCAGGGAGGUGGUGCAGGCCGCCAUCCUGGACCGAGCCAUGCAGGCGUCGCUGGAGCAGGAGAAGAAGCUCAACUGGUGUCGGGAGCUGAAGAAGAUGGUGCCGUUACGCACCAAUGGAGACGGGAACUGUUUGCUCCACGCGGCCUCUCAGUACAUGCUCGGUGUUCAGGACACGGACCUGGUGCUUCGGAAAGCUCUUCACGGGGUUCUGAAGGAGACGGACACCGGUGUGUUUAAAGCUCGCUUCCAGGCAGAGCUGCUCCAGUCCCAGGAGUUCACCCAGACCGGCCUCCGAUACACCACCAUGAACUGGGAGGAAGAGUGGGAAAAGAUAGUGAAGAUGGCGUCUCCGGUCUCCAGUAGCAACGGCCUCCAGUUUGACUCAUUGGAGGAUAUUCACAUCUUCAUCCUCUCCAACAUCCUCCGCCGACCCAUCAUCGUCAUUGCAGACCAGGUGGUCAGGAGUAUGAAAUCUGGCUCCUCCAUCUCUCCUCUGAAUGUGGGUGGGAUUUAUCUGCCUUUACACUGGCCGCCUACAGAGUGCUACAAAUACCCGAUAGUGCUCGGCUACGACUCCCAGCACUUUGCACCCCUCAUCACCAUCAAAGACAGCGGUCCAGAGAUCCGAGCGGUGCCGCUUAUCAACCCGAGACGGGUGGGCUUUGAGGAGCUGAAGAUUCACUUCCUGAUGGAGAAGGAGCAGCAGCAGAAAGAGCGGCUUCUUAAAGAUUACCUGCACCUGAUUGAGAUCCCCGUCAUAGGGUUGGGCCACGACACCACACGGAUUAUGAAAGCUGCACGGCUGGAUGAGGGGAACCUUCCAGAAGACAUGAACCUGAUGGAGGACUACCUGCAGCUAGUCAACCACGAGUACCAGCGCUGGCAGGAGGACAAGGAGCAGGCGUGGGCCGCCCAGCCACAGCGCCCACCACCCUUCUCUGUCUCCCAGCUCUCUCUCAUUGAGAUCCGCUGUGCCACGCCACGAUGCACCUUCUACGUCUCGGUGGACACACAGCCUCAUUGCCAUGAAUGCUUUGAGAAGCGUCAGGCCACCACCGGCGGAGGAGCGAGAAUAGAGGGGGUGGUUCAGACCAAGGGAGGAGGUGUACAAGGUGGGGUUGGAGUGAUUGGGGGAUCAGAGACUGAGGUGAGCUCCAGAGGAGCCCGAAGCAGCAGCCCCCCAUGUUCCUCGUCUGGGAGAGGGGUGGUGUUAUCCAGCCCCCGCUCAGCCCCACCCACCGCCCCCAGCCUCAGCCUAUACAGUGAAACUCAUGCCAUGAAGUGCAAGACACCUGGCUGCCUCUUCACCCUCAGUGUGGAGCAUGAUGGACUUUGUGAGCGCUGCUUCAACUCCAGGCAGAACCACGGACCCCCUGGAGCUGGAACGGCUGCCACAGGACUCCCGGGCCCCAAUGGGGGGCCCGUCGUUCCCCACCCGGCCCAGGGCUCCGGCUGGACCCAGUGGGGGGGCUGCGAGGCAGAGACAGAGCGAUGCAGCAUGUGCAGACAGGAGGCGUUCAGGAUAUUCAAUGGUCUGUGUCCACCCUGCAUGCAGAGACAGCAGGCUCCAGAGAGGGGAGAGCCUCAGCAGAGCAACCCAAGGACUGAGGCCUCAUCUUCGGCUUGGAGCCAGGCCAGGGACACUGAGCGGCCGUGCCUCACCCUAACCCCCGGGCACACCUCAGCCUGGCAGGCCCCUCUGGCCAGGCCUUGUAAAAGAUCUGGCUGCCAGUUCUUUGGGACACCAGAGAAAUUGGGUUUCUGCACUAUUUGCUAUGUAGACUAUCAAACCAACCACCACCUGACUCCUCCUCCUGCACCGGUCCAGAGCCGGCAUGGUUUGGAGACAGGCUUCCAGAAUGCCUCACGGUGUCGUGGGCCUGGGUGUGGUGCAGUUGGCAAGGCAAUGCUGGAGGGCUACUGCGAUAAAUGUUACGUCAAAGAGCAAAGCGCACGGCUAAACCAAGUGGCACAUCGCACACCACACUCCCCUCCUCUGGUCAUGCGUGACCGAGCAGCCAAACCCAGAUCUUCACAGCAAUCCCAGACCCAGACCCAGACUCAGUGCCGACGUAGUGGCUGCAGCAACGUGUCCCCAGGUUGCACAGAUCUCUGCCCAGAGUGCCACACGCGUGGUCAGGGCAGGGAGGCGGGUAGGCGGGCGCAGGCGCCCAAGGAGAAGUCGAAGCAGCGGUGCCGGACGCAGGGCUGCGACCACUACGCCAACCAAGAGAAACAGGGCUACUGCAACGAGUGUGACCACUUCAAACAGAUUUACCGCGGCUGACCACAUGCGCUCCACACAAUGAUGACACAUCGCUAGCACGCUAGAGCCGCCGCCCUGCUGUGGGCUCCCCAUGCCAGUCAAUGCACCUCUGAUACUAACUAACCAACUAACUAACUAGCUAGUGACUAACUAGUAACCUUAUGGCCUGAAAAUCAAACCCCCCAUGUAGAAUGUGAAGAGAGAGUGUGUGUACGUGGGGGGGCGGUGGGUGAGUGUGUGUGUGUUCACAGUAGACAUGGCCUCCAGAAUACCUCUUUGUGCAAUUAUUAUCAUCAGACGUGCCCUGUGCACUUACACGGUGAGAGGUUCGGCUACAUGUCAGAGCAACUGACUUAACUCUUGUGUACAAUAUGUAUUUAGAGGUACGUAGUGAAUCGUGCCGGACAAAAUGAUUGUAUGUUGACAUAACAAGAAGCAUCUGACAUUGCUUUCUAGACCACAGCCAAGGAUUUAUACCCCCCGUCUGUCUGUCUGUCUUAACCCAUCUGUGUAUCUGUCUGCCUGUCUGUCUAGCAUUUGCUCUGUCGAGUGAGGGAUGCAGUAGUUGGGCGAGCCCAGCGACGAAUCUGUGGAAGCAGUGAGCAGAAGUGAGCCGAACCAGGCCAAAGCGAAGCAAGUGAAGUGCUUGAAAUGAAGUUGUUUAGCUUAGUUCCCCCAAAAUUACUCAUUUGUCCUCCCAGAACAGACAAAGAUUUGCCAAAAGAGGCUCUUGCAAUCAAUAUUGUAAAAUGAUCAAAAGUUAAUUUUCUUCCAUUAGUCAGUCAAUAGGAGUGUUAGUUUAUAUUUUUAGGCAAAUUAGUAUUGUUACUUAUCUGUUAUAUGAAGUUGUAAAUUUCUUGGUAUAAAAAGCAGGAACAAAUCGUGUGUCCAAACAGUGCAAGACAGACAGGGCAGGCCCCUGCUAGUUUUGGUGCUACAUGUACAGAAAUACAAGCCUCUCCAUUGUAGCCAACAUGCUGCUGGUGUCACCGGGCAGAAGGCAGAGAACACAGCAGAGAUGGGACUCAUUCUCUUUCUAUUCCUCCUUUCCUUCCUCUUAUUUCCCCUUUUCUCCAAAACAGAUCUGUUGCCUUGGACGUUGUUUUCCUGUUUACUAACCACUUAAGCACCUAGAAACGCAUCGACACAUGCGCACACAUACCUGCACACACAAAUGUAGUUUAGCCAGUCCUGUCAGACGGGGAUUGCCGACUGUAGAGAGAACUGAGAAAAUGAAGACGGGUGAAGUCUGGAUAAUUAUCCACCUUACCACGGCACACACAUAUGCACACACGCACAUGCAAACACAGCUCUGUGAGAUUGUAACGCCCCACCCCGGCCUGAGGUGAUGUGUAGGUAAACAAACCCAUAAAGAAAUGCAUUCCUCUCUGCUCCACCCCACUGGAUGUGCCAAGGCGACAAUUUCAAAACGUCAGAGAGCAAUCCCAUUGCCUGCUUUGGCUAAUCUCGUUUAUCUGAAUGUGUUUUGUGCUGCUGCUACAACAGCACAGUAUUGGGGCUGAUCCUCGAUAAGUUUUGCCUUUAAGUAGUGAUUGAAAUUUUAUGGACCAGAGGGGCCUGAUCAGUGAUUAUGGAUCAGUGCUCCCACCUAUAAAAUGCUUUUGUGAAUAUGGAUAUUAAUCCAUAUUGUAGGACCUUCCAACCCGAUGCCUCAUCUCCAAACACACACACACACAACUCACGCAUGUGUGCGUCUGGAAUACACAAAAAAACUGACAUUCCUGGUUUUUUUUGUUUGUUUUGUUUUUGAAUUUUUAAAUGUAUUUUGAUAUAUUUGGUUUUGUUUUCUGCCAAAAAGAAAAAAAAAAAAAACGACAAAAAAACGUGCCAUCAAUUGCCAAACAGUUGUUGUUACCUCCUUAAAAAUGGCCAGCCUGGACCAUUCUAACCUAACCAGAGGGCCGCAGACGGACAUCUCCAGUUUUGUGCAAAGCUUAACAAGAUCUCUCAUGUUGAAAAAUCCCCAAAUGGACACCAUCUCUAUAUGUGAGUGUCUGUUUCAUCCAAGUGCAAAGAAACAUUUAUCUACAGUGAUAACCUCAAGUGUGAAACAUUUAUCAGACCAACUGAAAUGUGGACAUCAUGUGGAGCAGUGAUUCCCCUCAUACUUCUGCUGAACACCUCUGCUGUAGGCAGGUGUCCGUCUGUGGCUCUGGUUAGAGAAGCAUAGACAAACAGGCUCUCGGUCUGCCUUUUCAUUCAACUGUAUCUAAAGCUGUGGGGCCAGCCCACAUGUUGACGGCCUGUACGUAGAUCUCUGUGUGCUUUAAUCACCUCUAGACAAACCUUAAUCAAUUAAAGGCCAAUUAGCGGUGGGCUCGUCGGGGUUUUCGGAGCUCCGGCUGAGUUCGACUGGGAGGAGAUCACAUAAGUUGCACAUGACUUGUCUAAGCUGCUGAGGCAUUUAGGAAUGGUACUCCGACUUGCGUAGGGACAUUCCAACAGUAGGAAGAGCAUCGGCUUAGGAGCAGAAGGUGUAACAAAACAUGCAAAUGGUGUGGAAGUUUCUUUGUGUGACCUUUUCGACAAUAGGGUAUUGUAUGAAAAAAGCCUGGUUUUAUUUGUUAAGUAUUUAUUCAUAUCAAGAUAUCUGUAUUGUGUGAUUCAAUAAUUAUUUAUAUGUCGUCCUGAAAUGAAUUAUUUUUAUUAAGAAAUCUGAAAUCUGA
Molecule: messenger RNA, 5577 nt
Organism: Amphiprion ocellaris (clown anemonefish)
Lineage: Eukaryota; Metazoa; Chordata; Actinopteri; Pomacentridae
Gene: tnfaip3
Product: tumor necrosis factor, alpha-induced protein 3
Exons: 10
Coding region: 434-2911 (825 amino acids)
Biological process (GO): cell migration; protein deubiquitination involved in ubiquitin-dependent protein catabolic process; protein K33-linked deubiquitination
Cellular component (GO): nucleus; cytoplasm
Molecular function (GO): DNA binding; K63-linked polyubiquitin modification-dependent protein binding; cysteine-type deubiquitinase activity
Source: RefSeq, a predicted model, not a curated record